Molecule: messenger RNA, 999 nt
Organism: Brenthis ino (lesser marbled fritillary)
Lineage: Eukaryota; Metazoa; Arthropoda; Insecta; Lepidoptera; Nymphalidae
Source: the annotation of a GenBank genome assembly
AUGAAUCCUAUCGUUGGUCUUACUUCUUUCUUAUUUUGUUUUGUAGCAUUGUGUGAAGCAUCGGGAGCAGAUAUAGCCCUUGAUGCAAAAGCUACUCUUUUACACCGUAUAGAUAGCUUAAACCUUUUAAUUUAUACUUGCCUAUUAACAUUAACUGUUUUAACUAUAUGGGUAUUUAAACAUCGUCGUGUGAGCUGGCUCCACGAAACUGGUCUAGCAGUUAUAUAUGGACUUAUAGUAGGAGCAAUCAUUAGAUAUGCUGGAAGUACUAACCAGGUUACACAUAUUGAUGCACGUCCAGAUCCUGAUACCAAGUACAAUUUAUCGGUACCACCAGACAUCUUGCGUUUCCACUUCCCUGACAAAAUACAAAUAUCAACUGGAGAUAUACCUGUACCAAAUAAAACAUAUGCAUACAGUUUCCGAGGUGAAAUAGUUAACUUGGAACAAAAUGAAAUCGAUCUCAAGGCUACAUUUGAUCCAGAAAUCUUUUUCAAUAUUAUUCUACCUCCCAUUAUAUUCCAUGCUGGAUACUGUCUUAAGAGAAAAUAUUUCUUCCGCAAUUUAGGUGCAAUAUUAACAUUUGCCAUGGUAGGCACAGCUCUCUCAGCUCUAGUCAUUGGUUCUCUAAUGUAUGGAUGUGUACAAUUGAUGCCUAAAUCUUUAGCAGCAAGUUUCACUUUCUUGGACACUUUAUAUUUUGGCGCUCUGAUAUCUCCUACAGAUCCAUUGACAGUUCUUGCUAUUUUCUCACAACUGAAGGUGGAUGUAAAUUUGUAUGCAAUGAUAUUUGGUGAGAGUGUCCUCAAUGACGCAGUGGCGCUUGUACUGAGCGGUGCCAUUCAAAACUAUGAGAAGAGGUACUCAAAUGACGGUGGAUUUGAAAUUACCGCAUUUCUAGCGGCUAUCGGAGAUUUCAUUGGGAUAUUCAGUCUGUCUCUACUCAUCGGCGCCUUCAUGGGAUGCUUGACUGCAUUGAUAUCCUUUUUAUUAAUAAAU